CAGGAUAUACUAUCUAACGAGGAGAAAAUUCAAAGCAAUAGUAUGGAGAUAACACAGAAAGAAGACAAUAAUCUUAAUCCAAGUCCCACUAAUAUGGAAAUUAGUUUCACAAAACCUGCAGGUGAUUUGACAGAUAAGAGGAGAAAAACGAAAGCUAACAAGUCAACUGCUCCUAAAGAUAUUGCUGAUAUACCUCGCCUAAAAAGAAGAACCUUACCACUACUUGAGAACAAUAGAAGUAAAGAAAAUAUCCUUUGUGAUACCAAGAAAUCUUCAGGUCAUGGUGAGGUGAAGUCCACAACAAGAAAAGUAGCAACUACAGAAAUGCAAAUAGAGACAGGAGUUCACAGUACAGAACAGAAAGAAAAUAUCCAAAACAUGAUCUUUGAGCAAAUUCUUCAAAGACUCAAUGCGAUAGAGCUAUGGCAGAAUUUGGUGUUAGUAUGGGCUGCACAAGAAGGUUUCGAUUUGGUUGGGUUGACAGAGACUAAUAUACAAGAGCGUACAGGAAAGUUCUUAAUGAAAGAUAAAGACAAUUAUCGAGGAAUUUGGGCUGGUGCAGACAUGAACAAAUCUAAAGGCUCAGGUGUAGGGUUACUUAUUAGCAAAAGAUUAGAGAAAUAUAUUGGAAAA
Molecule: messenger RNA, 633 nt
Organism: Dentiscutata heterogama
Lineage: Eukaryota; Fungi; Glomeromycota; Glomeromycetes; Diversisporales; Gigasporaceae
Source: the annotation of a GenBank genome assembly